AUGACUCAAAGGCUGGACAGCUGUCCAACCGAAAUCCUACAAUUGAUUUUCAACAUCUUGUCGCCGACAGAUUACCGUUCACUUUGCCUGGUCAAUCACAAUCUUCGUGCCCAAGCGGAGCCCUUCUUGUACUCCCAGAUUCAAUGGGUGUGGCAGGAGGCUCAGACCCCUCCUCCAAUCAUCAAACUUCUCCGAUCGGUCACAGUGAGACCUCAUCUAGCAUCUUACAUCAAGUCCAUUUCCCUGGACGGCAAAUCCUUCUGCAAUGGUAUCUACAGCAAGAGGAUUCCCACUCUCGUGGACCUUGAGUCCGAGACGCAGAUUGAGGAGCUUACCGCAUUCGUCAGAAACACUCAUCUGCCGUAUGCUGACCGCUGGAUCAGAGACCUUGUGAAAGGCACCAUCGAUGCCUUUGUGGCGCUUCUUGUGGCACAAUCAUCAAACAUUCAAUCUCUAAGCCUGGGCCCCGCUUUUACUCAAAGGAGUGAGAUUAUUGGCAUGGUCCUCCGCACGGCUCUUUGUUCGUCCGUGGAAACCAAUCUGCCCACAUUCCCGCUCCUUGAAGAUGUCUCGUUUCAUCUUCGAUAUCGAGAAGAUCGAGCUCGGGGCAACAAAAUCAAGAACACGGCCGAUGUUUUGCCACUGUUCUAUCUUCCAGCCCUCAGACGCCUGUCAGUCUCGAUCGAAAGCUCGCCAGCAUUCUCAUGGCCGACGUUACAUCCUCCUUUAACGACGAAUUUGACCGAGCUUGAUUUGACACGCGUGCGUGAGAAUUGUCUCGGCGGUGUCCUGGCCGCCACGAAAAAUCUUCGCUCCCUGCGCUGGAAAUGGUAUUAUGAUUUUGGCCUCGACGACGAGGUGAACAAGCCCAUCAUUGAUCUUGAUCAGAUCGGAGCUGCUUUAUCCCAUGUCGGAGCAACACUCACGGACUUAUGCAUCGUGGCCGACUUUGAUAUAGGAGGAAACGAUCAAUGUCUUCCUGGGAUCAAGGCGGAAGGUUCCAUACACAAAAUUCUUAACUUGGUCAACGUGCGAAAAGUCCAAAUCCCAUGGGCCUUUCUCGUCGGGUUCGUGCAAGACACUUCCAAGCGGUUGACCGAGGUCAUUCCAAGAAACAUUGAAUAUCUCAUCAUCACAAACGAUUUGAGGCUGCAAAACUACGAUGGAAUGGAGCCGUCCUGGCCGGAGUGGGAUUGGACAGACGAAGCCAUCGUGGCCUUGCUAGAGUCUUGGCUACGGGGUUGGAAAGAAUGUAUGCCGAAUCUACGUGGUAUAUCGUUGGAGUGGAUGGAUGAAGGGUUUGAAGAAUGGGAUCCGCAUAUGAGGCAACGACUGAGGGAAGUGGGUGCUCAUUUCGGAGUCCCACUGGACCUCGUGGUAAUCAGAUCUGCAUACGCUGCGUAG
Molecule: messenger RNA, 1404 nt
Organism: Penicillium oxalicum
Lineage: Eukaryota; Fungi; Ascomycota; Eurotiomycetes; Eurotiales; Aspergillaceae
Exons: 1
Coding region: 1-1404 (467 amino acids)
Molecular function (GO): protein binding
Source: RefSeq, a predicted model, not a curated record